Molecule: messenger RNA, 2135 nt
Organism: Ylistrum balloti
Lineage: Eukaryota; Metazoa; Mollusca; Bivalvia; Pectinida; Pectinidae
Exons: 7
Coding region: 1-2031 (676 amino acids)
Source: RefSeq, a predicted model, not a curated record
AUGUUGAUGGACACGCCUGCUCCAGAUAUUCCCUCAAGUGGAACCAGUUCCGUGAUCAAGGAACUACACUCCAAUUUGGCACUUUCGCAGACGACAGCACAGGAAGUAAAUACACCAAACAAAACUUCGAGAAGAGCAAAAAAGAAAGCGAAAAAGCGGGAAAAAAAGAAAGACAAGAAAAAAUUCAGAAACGAAUUCAACAAAAGUGUUAAAAAGUUAAUUGAAGACGGUCACGUGCCUGGAAGUGAGAGUGUAGUCGGGGAUGUGACCCCGGGGCAGAUAAAUGAGCCCGAGUCGAGCACUGUCAUUUGGUCCCCGGCCCUAGCGCGGUCAAGCAACGCAUCUAUGGGGAUCGAGGAUAAUGAACACGUGCAUGAAUUUUUGCAUUCUUUUCUGUUGGGCAGAAGUGACGAUGACAAUGGUCCCCCGUUGAUGAAGCUGGGGGGAAAUACACAGCUUCAUCCUCUCCCUCGACAACAUUUAUUGGACCAUAAUCCCGCACAGGAUUCAUUACAAGGUGAUCACGUGAGGAAUUUAGUAAAUGUUGCUGAAAGCACAACAGUGACUGAUGAUUCAGUGCAAAUUCGUGAUGACACAACUUCAAAUAUUCGGGCGUCGUCAGCCACUCCCACUGCACCCUCGUCACAGGAUCUCGAGGGGCCGGGACAGGACCACGGGGGUGACGAAGAUGAUCCCCAUCCCACGGCCAAGGAGAGCAGCAUGGCUGGGGGUGUGGAUUCCAACGUCAAGGAGAGCAGCAUGGCUGGGGGUGUGGAUUCCACCGUCAAAGAGAGCAGCAUGGCUGGGGGUGUGGAUUCCACCGUCAAAGAGAGCAGCAUGGCUAGGGGUGUGGAUUCUAUCAUGAAGGAAAGUGACAUGACCGCGAACACAAAUUUUACCAUAAAGGAGAUUGACGCGGAUAGUGCCACGGGAGAAGGAGAGGACUCAAAACAGGGUAUUACCAUACAUAUUCAUCACCCCCCUCGACCCGCGGAUAAAAACAAAACGCUGUCACUCAAAAGAAAAUGGAAGAAGAGUUGCAAGAAAGACUACUAUAACAGACCACAGGGUCGCCAAUGUUGUCUCCGGGCUGUCCGCUGUUUCGACCAUCUUCCAGAGAUACUGGAGGAAAUAGACAGCUAUGAUGACACACAAGCAAACAAGUUGUUGGUCUGCAGCCACGUUCGGAGUUCCCUAACAUGUAUGAGUACUGCGCUGAAACAGAAACAGUGCCGAAGUACUGCCAAGGAUAUCAACGAAAAAUUUAAGCCACAACUUACCGUUAUCAACAGAUUUUUCGACCCACACUGCGUCAAUAUAGGACAGGAAACGACGACUCCAUCAGCCCGAGGCGAAGGUCACCAAGGAUCUGGUGGUGACAGUCACGUGAAUGCUGGGAUCAUAGGGGCCAGUGUUGGAGGUUUCAUUCUGAUAGGAAUACUCGUUCUUAUUUGCCUUUUCAUCAAACGGAGGAUGCCAAAAAGAAGCCAAUCAAAGAAGACUUCUCGCGAUAACGACAUGAACAAUAAACGUGAAUCGUCUCGUUACAAGGAUAUGGAGUUUAACCAGGUUCAGAGACAGCACUCAGACGUGUAUGCGGAAAUCGACGAGCGUUCCAUGAAUUCAUUCCGAAAUCCGGAAAUGAACGGUUACCUCGAACCAGAUGGAGUGCGACCUCUACCAUCUGCCCCUCCGAACGGAACAAUCCCGGAGGACCAGCAAGGUUAUCUAACUCCCCAGAUCCGGAAGGACAGUGUCCCUGUACCCGAAGAAGCUUCUGGAGGUUACACAGUGUUACAGAGCGCCGAGGAUGGAACGGUGUCGUAUACAACCCUCCGACCCGCCGAACCCGACGACGACGCCGAUUACAUUUCUCCAGACGAGGACGCAGCCUCACCAAAACGACGAAGUGUUCCCGGGUCACAGGUCGGCAAGUCUCAACCCAUACCAAAGCCGAGACAGCCGUCCACGGGGGAGGAACCUUACCACGCCUACUUCAUACUAGAAAAGGAAAAUAUUGAACACGUGUGAACGCUACAGGCAUGUUACAAUUUUCGGUGUUCAGAAAAUACUAUUCCAUCUAGCUUGUUGGGUUUACGUAGCAGUCAUACCAAAAAGUGCAUGAAACCAUUAUU